Molecule: messenger RNA, 2235 nt
Organism: Pimephales promelas (fathead minnow)
Lineage: Eukaryota; Metazoa; Chordata; Actinopteri; Cypriniformes; Leuciscidae
Source: RefSeq, a predicted model, not a curated record
UCUACCUUUCUCUGCCGUGAGCUUGAUCAGCUGACUGACACAAUCAGAGAAGCACGAAGUUUUUGCUUUUUAUCCGUUUCAACUGCGCCAUGAGAACUGUAUUUAUCAGAAAUCUUCCGGACAUAUUUUGAGGAAUAUGAUUUUAAACACUGGUUUCAUCUGUCUAUGCAUUCAGAUCACGAAUGGUGUGUUUGGUGAUUCAGAUGAAGUGAAGUCAGUGUCAGUGAGUGAGGGAGAUUCUGUCUCUCUAAACACUGAUGUUCAAGUACAGAGAGGAGAUCAGAUACUGUGGACGUUUGGACCUCAAAUCACAAAAAUAGCUGAAAUCAUGAGAAGGGACCAAAUGAACCUUAUAUUUGUCAGUAAUGAUGGAAUAUUCAGAGACAGACUCCAGAUGGACAAUCAAACUGGAUCUCUGAUCAUCAGAAACAUCAGAUCUGAACACACUGGACUUUAUGAACUGAUCGUCAUCAGCAGAGGAACUUCAUUAAAGAGAUUCAAUGUUACUGUCUAUGCUCCUCUACAGAUACCUGUCAUUUCCAGUCACUCUUUAAAGUGUUCAUCUUCAUCAUCAUCAAGAUCAUCAGUGUCCAGAUGUUCACUAGUGUGUUCAGCUGUGAAUGUGAGUGAUGUGACUCUCUCCUGGUAUAAAGGAAUGAGUGUAUUGUCCAGCAUCAGUGUGUCUGAUCUCAGCAUCAGUCUCUCUCUACCUCUGGAUGUGGAAUAUCAGGAUAAAAACACUUACAGCUGUGUGAUCAACAAUCCUGUCAGAAACCAGACCACACAUCUGGACAUCAACACACUCUGUCAACCAUGUGAAGAACAGAGUCCCCGUUCAUAUUUUAUACUAGUGGUAGUUUUAUUGGUAUUUCUGGCCAUAAUUGCAGUUUUUGGAGGGAUUGUGUUCUGGCACAUCAAGAACCGUAAACCAGCAACACCAAGUGAAACGUAAGGAGGAGGAUGAAAUAGUGUACUCAAAGUGUUAUGAUCUAAGGAACAAAAUUACUUUUAAUAUUUUGUCUACAAUACUUCAGUCUUGUUGCAGUGUUUCUCAACUGGUGACUUAUGACCCAAAUAUUGAUCAGAGGGAAGCAAUGCUGAAUGCAAAUAUAAAAAUACUUCUAACGUGACUGUAAUCAUAGAUACUGUAAGUUAAAUAAUUUGGGAGAAAACCUUCAUAGGACAGGUAGUGGAAUGGAGCAAAAUAAACUAUUUAAUUUCACUUUAAAAAGCGUUUAUUAUUAAAUCAGUUUUUAUAGUAUUUUCUCAAACCUGAAACAAUCUAGCCCCUGAAAGCUUUUAACAUAAACACUAAAUUACACCAAUAAUAAUAAUAAUUUAGGUCUUCCAUCCAGGUAACAUAUUAAAACCAGCGUGCUUCACUCUAAUUAUCACUUCAGCAGUUACUGCAGAUGUCCUGCAUGAUAGGACAUUUCCACAGGUUUGGCUCUUCUCCAAAAACAUUGGAAUGUUUUCCUCCCUCAUUCUUUAUCACUGCAGCCCAUCUGGAUGGAGCGUGAAGUUCAGCUCCCCCUCUUUGAAAUAUGAGAAUAAUAGGAGGAGCGAUGUUCCAAACAUACCCUACCUAAAACUUCCUCCACCUAUUACAUCCACAGAGGUGGACAAGACAUCAUUUGGCUCUGCACUGAGCAACACGUGUCAAAAUGGGUUGUAUAAAACGUCUAACCACAACUUUAAACUUAACCCCACAUGAGGCACAGGCGCCUCCUACUUGAAGUGUCUGGCCUUCAGCGAAACAGUAUAUUGGCUUUCCUUGCUUUUCAUGCUGGAGAACUGUACUGAAUAAUAUUUGUAAAACUCGCAGAAAACUCACAGAGCCACUGGAAGGCAAGCCUGUAACCUUUAGCAAAAAACAAAAAAAAACAAAAAAAGCACUUUAAAAAAAAGGAUAAUGAAGGAGAGGCAAUACUAUGGUUGGGAACUAUUGUGUUGUUUUGGUCUAGUUUAGAGUAGAAUAACUGUUUCGCAGAGAUCAAACCAAACAUUGCUGUAAUCACAGGACAAAUGAGUUACACACCAGUGAAUGUCAUAGCAAAACCAAUCCAUCAUUCAGGACAAUAAAAACGUCCAGAAAAGAAGUAAAUUGAAAGAGCCAGAAAACCCUGUACUCUAGCGACACCUGCUGGUCAAAAUUGUAAAUGCAACGAGAACACAGCCAUACCAGAGCCACUGCAAGCCUGCAACCUUUAGCAAAAAAAAAAAAAAAAAAAAAAA